AUGGAAACUAUACAGAACGUGUGGACGGUGGUGGAGAAGGUCAGGGUGGCCAACGGUGCCGCCGAACUGGCCAUCUUCACUGCAAUCGUAUACUGGUUCUUUACAUCAAGCCGCAUCGCCGACAUGCUGGAGGUGCUGGGCGAGCGCGUCGGCAGCUGGUGCGGCGGCCGCGACCACCCCUCGCUGCGCCAGAGCGUGCGCUCGCGCCGCAGGCACAACGACAUUUACGCGAAACUCGACGCUGAAUACACGGCGAGAUCGACGACAUUGUAUCGUAUCAAAGAAGGUCCCGUGGUGCCUCCCCCUCAGCCGAUAUCGAGACCACCAGCCGGCCUCGCCUGUGCCAAAUGUGCGCCAUUAUCCAGGGAAUCGUGGCAGGAUCCGAAAGGUGCAGAAACCGGUGCAGUGAUCAACGUGAUGAACAUAGGCAAACAGACGUUCUCCAACCGCGGGGUGGUCUCCCGAUACCUGUGCGACCUGACGCAGUGCGCCAACCUGAUCAAUUACGAUUACGAGGACGUGGUGCCUAAAGUUGUAAACGAUGUCACCUUUCAAAGUGCCAUAGAAGAGGUAGCCAAGAAGGAGAUGAAUAAUAUAUUACAUAUUAAUGGUAGCGGAGGCGGUGAAGGCGGUUACGCCUCUCUUUAUAAAACAACGAGGCAGAAAGUUGAGGCGCGUGCUCUCAAGGUGCUCAACAAUAUCAGCUCUGCGAUGUCGAACGGUGUUCUGAAACUGGUGGCGUGGGUUUGUCACAAAGCUAUACGUCGGCUCGCAAAAGGUGGAUGUGGCACCCGUAUCGCGUGUGUGGAGCGAUUGCGGCGAGCUAAAGCGGCCGGACUACCGCUUAUAUUCGUGCCACUGCAUAGGUCACACUUGGAUUAUAUACUAGUUACAUUCGCACUGUACCUGACUGGACUUAGACCGCCUCUAGUCGCUGCUGGAGAGAACAUGAGCAUUCCUUUCUUUGGGUGGUUCCUCCGAGGUUGUGGUGCUUUCUACAUAAGGCGGCGUGUUGACGGCUCCGAUAAACACGGCGACCCCAUAUACAAGGCUGCACUCAGGUCUUACAUUUUGCAUAGUUUGACUGCAAAAAAUAAUCUGGAAUUCUUCAUUGAAGGUGGACGCACGAGAACUGGAAAACCACAACCGCCUAAAGCCGGUAUCCUGUCGGUGAUAAUGGACGCGUAUUUAGACGGUACAAUAGACGACGCGUUGCUAGUGCCUGUUGCGCUCAACUACGACAAACUAGUGGACGGAAACUUUGUGAGGGAACAACUCGGCAUGCCCAAACAAAUGGAGACCUUCUGGUCAGCGCUCAGGGGCAUCUGGUGGACCCUGAACACUGACCACGGCACCAUCAGGGUAGACUUCAAUCAGCCCAUCUCACUCAAGGAACUAGUGACGUCAUUCAAGAAAUACAACUACUUGAAAGCGCCGAUAGAGAGACCAUUGGCAUCAAACAACAACAGUCUGGGCGUGAAUCUGGACCAACGUAUACUGUACAACAAUAGUCACUCGAGUUUGUUCGGCGCUGACGUUACCAUAGAGCACAAGAUCAUGGUCGAAGCUAUAGGCAGACAUCUUGUUUAUGACGCCGCCCAAGCGUCGGCGCUGAUGUGCACGAACGUGGUGGCGUACGUGUUGCUGACGGAGCGGCGCGGCGGCUGCACGCUGCGGCAGCUGCAGGACGCCGUCAGCGCGCGCUCCGCCCACCUCGCGCGCGCCGGCCGCGACCUCGGCUACACGGGGGACGCGCCCGCCGUGUGCAGGCACGCGUUGGAAAUGCUCGGACGCGGCUUAGUUCGCAAAGAGGGUAGCGGUGACAAGACAAUAAUCAAACCGCAGUUGUCUAUACCGGCAUCUAUAGAACUGUCAUACUACGCCAAUACAGUGGGGGUGCAUUACGCGGCCAACGCAAUCAUGGCAACUGCUUUAGAAAGCAUUCUACAGUCGCCGGGCGCUGAUCAAGACAUAGUCCGACAUUCGGAUUUGCUCGAAGCGGGUCUUCAGUUAAGCGAGGUGCUCAGCCAGGAGUUGAUCAUCUGUCCGCCGUGCACUACUGUCAGUGAACGAUUACUCGACGCUAUCGAUUCGCUUGUCGCUGACGACGUGCUAGCGAGAGUUGAGACAAACCCUGGCUUGGAAGAGGAGCGGUGGUCACGUCGCUUCGCUCAACGGCUGGAGGAAGAGAACGACGAAGAGAGACCAGACCCAACGAGACUUAUCAAGUACAAAGUCAACUCGCAUGCCGCCGCUAUUGCGGAAAGACGUCGGCUGCUGUUGACGAUACGCCCCCUUCUGGAGGCGUACGGGGGCGCGGCGCGGAGUGUACGUGCAGCGGCGCACUCGCCCCUCGUGAGGGACACGCUCGACGCCUAUACGGCGAUAAGGAAUUGUCACCGAUUGCUACGUCAAUGGGGCGUAAUAGAAAUGUACGACGAAGACAACAGACGGCGAGUACGUCUCUGUCCACCUUACGACAACGAGAAAUCGCUGCAAGAGAUCACAUCCAACAUACACAAGUUCAACAUGAAGACUGAUCUGCUGGAUUUCAAGUGA
Diatraea saccharalis (sugarcane borer) is the source of this 2559-nucleotide messenger RNA. NCBI's taxonomy places the organism in Eukaryota, Metazoa, Arthropoda, Insecta, Lepidoptera, Crambidae. The record is from the annotation of a GenBank genome assembly.